CGACACACCACUACGCAGGAAUCUAUGAAUUAUUCUCUGUAAUAAAACAGAAAUCAUCGGUAGAUGAUAAGAUGUUCGUGAAGGAUGCUCAGUAGUACGCUAGAAGGCAAAGCAUAAGGAUGGCCAGAUUUGGAUUGCUCCCGGUGUGUGCGAUUGUGUUAAGUGUUCUAGCACAGCUAUCUGCACAGGCGAAUGAUGACAAUACGUUCGCCGUGUUCCGGCAGAAGAGAUAUUACUUUAGUGAUUCGUUCAAGCUGAACUGGUUCAAAGCGAUGGAGUACUGCAGAAAACGCGGAAUGUUUCUGCUCUCAGUGCGUAAUCCCCAAGAGCGGGAAGCAGUGAUCGAGUACCUAGGCAGUACGGGGUACACUAAAACGCACAACGGCCUGUGGGCUUGGAUGUCUGCAAACGAUCUAGGCGAGGAAGGGGAAUUCUAUUGGUCAACGACUGGCGAACGGGUAACAUACCCGAACUGGAGCGAAACGGAGCCAAACGAUUUUAAAAUUGACGACUGCACUAACGAGGACUGUGCCAUUCUCGAGUACUGGUCGGAGGGUGGUGCCAAUUACAAUUACACCUUCAACGAUCGCAGCUGCAUGCGAGAAUAUCAUUUUAUCUGCGAGACACUGUUAGACUAGACGACGGAAAUGCCUCUUCGAAAGGUUCUCUUAACACUCCUUUUUUAUUAAAUAAAAUCCCAGUAAGAACCGAAGCAACCGAAACUCACUGGUUGCUCUGAUAAGGAUACAUGGAUUAAAACUAAUGUUGAAUCUGAUUAAGGCCUUGA
Messenger RNA from Anopheles darlingi, 787 nucleotides. Its product is annotated as C-type lectin 37Db-like. Gene Ontology annotation, cellular component: external side of plasma membrane. Gene Ontology annotation, biological process: biological process involved in interspecies interaction between organisms. Gene Ontology annotation, molecular function: carbohydrate binding. Lineage: Eukaryota; Metazoa; Arthropoda; Insecta; Diptera; Culicidae. The transcript is spliced from 2 exons. Bases 120 to 638 code for a protein of 172 amino acids. The record is from RefSeq and is a predicted model, not a curated record.